CUCCGCCUAUCUGCUACCAAAACAAACCGGCGCAAAAUACCGGCAUAUUGUAUAGGAUCUAACUCGCCAAUCUGCGAUCGUUUUCAGCCUUUAUUGACACUUUAUGCUACAUUUUUUACUGUGAUAUGUUACUUUGGAAUAUGAUUCACUCAAAACUCUAAGAUGUCUGGAAAUCGACGACUUGCAAAGAGGUCUAUUGUCGGAACAAAAGUCUGCGCCCUGUGGAAAGAUGGAAGGUUUUAUCCAGGGGUAAUUACCGACCACUCGGGCGAACUUAGCAUCGCCGACGAACAGAAAUACACCGUUGUAUUCGACGACGGAUUUCAGAAAAGUGUGUACGCAAGACAUAUUAUUGGACAUGGAUUUCAGCAGAUCAAUUCGUUUCGCCUCAAACACGGACAGAAAGUGUUUCUGACGGCACACGGCCGAGAGGUAAGCGGGGUAGUCGUCUGUCACGACACAGAUAGCGACCAAGUCGUGGUGAACGUCAAACUGACAGGCGGGGAGGGAGUUGACCUGGAGGUCCGAUCCGAGGACCUGAGACUUCUGGAGAGUCGGAAGUCGGCCCGCCUCGUGGACCAGGACACGGACUACUCCAAGCUGGCGGACAUCUCCGUGGCGGAGUCCAAGAAACGUCCCGUGUCAACCGUCAUCGACGUCCCCAACGUCAGAGCGCAACGCUACCGACGAUCGUCGUCGGACCAGGAGGAUGACGACGUUAAGGGCGAUGACGUGGAGAUGAUGGACGAGACAAUAGCCGCGAUGGUGCUGACCAGUCUGUCCUGUAGCCCCGCCUCUCCACAGUUCCACGGCUCCUUCACAGAACAUGGCUUCAAGUCCACCACACUUUCCACAAGCGCUAACAGCAGUGGGUUCCACUCAGAGAGGAGCGACCCCUCGCCCCCCUCCCACCACCUGAGUGGGAGCGCUCCGGCGGAGUUCGUGGUGGGGUCAUUCCACAAGGAUGAUGGGAUCGACAUCGAAGAUUUUGAGGACGAGACCAUAGAUGUAGACACGGUUGAACCGAAGAGAAAACGACAGACACACCUUCGCCUGAGGUACCAGUGUACCUUCCCCGGCUGUAGUCUGGUCACUGAUACCUGUGCUAGUAUCGAGAAGCACGUGCGCACAGCUCACCUGGGAGGCUCCGAGUCUGACGAUAGUCGGUCGGACGGGGAGGAGGAAUUUUAUUACACGGAAAUCGAGGUCAACGUGGACAACGUGACCCAGAAAUUCUCCGAGAUGUGCACGUCAUCCCCACCGGAAGUCGUCGGUCCACUUUCUCCCUCCAUUCCGGUGCCAGAUCACGACUACCAGAAAAAGGAUCACAACACAAAGUUUCAGGCGUCAUCCGUGCCAUCUAGCGGCUUCUUUCAUCAAGGUAUUACCCCAAUGUCUUUCUCCAACCCCCCUCAGAUGAAGAGAUCGAUGUCAUGGCAAAGCAGUGCGCAUGUGUCGUCACCUCCAACCCACUCGCUCUCUCCCCCGAUCCGAGUGACGAAGCCCACCCCACAGGAGCGCUUACAUCAACACCAGGCGCAGUCGCCCAAGUCUCACCUAUACUCGGUCUCCCCCAAAACCACGGGGUUCCACAAGAAACCGCGCAGCGAGGUCCGGAAAUGCCGGAAAGUGUACGGGAUGGAGAACAGAGACCAGUGGUGUACCCAGUGUAAGUGGAAGAAGGCCUGCUCCAGAUUCGUGGAUUGAUGAAUCCGGUCCGUCUUGUCUGGAAUCCGCGCCAUGUGGACAAUUUUUACAUUUUGCGAAACCAUGGACGCUUAUUUCCAGAGUAAAAGGAAAUAUGAAAUAACGAUAUCUCCACUGCUGAAACUUAAUGUCUUUUAUGACAUUUUGUUAUUUGCUCUAUAGACCAAUGAUUAAACAUGGUUUAAAAAAAAACUUGUAUGGCAAAGUAUAUGUUAUACACUUAUGAAUAGCCAUGCAAGGCGUUGCACUUUGAAACUAAAGAGGCGCAACUGUUUUCUUAUAUACAUUUACUACAAUUUGUCUUUAAAAACCUAGAUAAUAACUUUUUCUUUCUUUUUUUCUUUCUUUCUCUAUCACUCGUCACUUUUUUCUUUCUUUCUACUUUUAUUUUUAUUUGAGUGAUACUGGGGUUGACAUUGAUUGCGUCAUCUGUGUACACGUCAUCCACGUAACACGCUUCACUCGAAAUCUUGUCAUCAGCUAUCUCAGGUUGUAUUUUGUUACCGAUUAUAUUUGAAUAUAAUUAUUCGACUUUGCAGUGCUUUUUUUAAGUUUUGUUGGUUAUUUUACAAAUGUAGUGGACUUAAAUUUUACGAAGUUCUUGUUGAACUUUGAACUUUUGAACCGAAUGUCUUGGUUAUCGAUUAAAUGUAUCAUAGUGAGCCUUUUUACGGCGUAUAUUCUAGUAUUUAAUAUUAUACAGGUAUAUUGGAUUUUAUUGCAGAUCCGUUAUAGAUCAGUUAUUUUAUAAGCCGUCUUUAGAUUAUCAUUUUUAAUUUUAACUACUCGGAACUACUGCUUACCAACAGAUUGUUGAUUUUUUAUUUAGUAUAAAGGAGUUAAUCCUGUAUGGUCGACUAACAUAGAAAUACCGGUUUUAGUUUCCUUAUUUUAAAAUCAUUUUAAUUAUCUUUUAAUUUACAUUUUAACUGAUCUCAAAGUUGGUGUAGCAUUGUAAUUAUGACGUCAUGUAGCCAGAAUAAUAUCUGUUUCACUAUUCAAUCAUUGUUGUGGGCGUGUGUAUACAGGCGCCCUAUCUACAUUAUCAUUAUAUUACUGAUAUGUUUUAUAUGUCGUCGUCUUUCAUCGAGUAUCACCGGUCUUCAGUGGGAGUGUAAAUAUAUUCACAAUAAAUAUUCCAUAGAUAUAUCUAA
Molecule: messenger RNA, 2861 nt
Organism: Magallana angulata
Lineage: Eukaryota; Metazoa; Mollusca; Bivalvia; Ostreida; Ostreidae
Product: zinc finger protein 704-like
Exons: 7
Coding region: 163-1707 (514 amino acids)
Biological process (GO): regulation of transcription by RNA polymerase II
Cellular component (GO): nucleus
Molecular function (GO): RNA polymerase II cis-regulatory region sequence-specific DNA binding; DNA-binding transcription factor activity
Source: RefSeq, a predicted model, not a curated record